UCAAGUUAUACACACAAAGGUUUAAUUUACUACAAAUUUAAGCAUACUCUUUAUGUGUGAAAAAUAGGUGCAACAAACACAGCGUGAAUAAUUCUCGGAAAAACAGUACAUGCAUAAUGAGCUACUAUUGUUAGUAGUUGAAAGCCUCAUACUCAUAGUAUACCACAUAUAUCCUUUUCCGGGUUAUAAAAGCCUCAUGCUAGCAUGUAUACUACACACCAACCAAAAACAAAUAGAGAGUGUGAGUGAUUUGAUAUAGUAAAGAUGUUGCUAGGGGUUAAGAAAGCAUCUUUCUUGUUCUUGCUUUGUGCACAUGUAUUUGUGGCCAAUGUCGUUGCAAGAAAUAUAAACAAUGAAGAUGAGAAAAACCUUGUUCUCGAAUUUGGCAAGGGAGGUGGGUUUGGUGGAGGAGGAGGAGCUGGUGGUGGCGGCGGAUUUGGUGGAGGAGGAGGAUUUGGGGGUGGUGUUGGUGGAGGUGUCGGAGGAGGACAUGAGAUUGGAGGUGGGAUUGGGAAAGGCGGGGGACUUGGCAGUGGUGGUGGAUUUGGAAAAGGUGGUGGCAUAGGAGGAGGUGUUGGUGGGGGUUAUGGAAAGGGUGGAGGUCUUGGAGGUGGCUUUGGCAAGGGUGGAGGGUUAGGAGGUGGUGGUGGCUUUGGAAAAGGUGGUGGUGUUGGAGGUGGAAUUGGCAAAGGUGGAGGUUUUGGUGUUGGAGGAGGCUUUGGAAAAGGUGGUGGUGUUGGAGGUGGAAUUGGCAAAGGUGGAGGUCUUGGUGGUGGAGGUGGCUUUGGAAAAGGUGGUGGCAUUGGAGGGGGAAUUGGCAAAGGUGGAGGUUUUGGUGUUGGAGGAGGCUUCGGAAAAGGUGGUGGUGUUGGAGGGGGAAUUGGCAAAGGUGGAGGUCUUGGUGGUGGAGGUGGCUUUGGAAAAGGUGGUGGCAUUGGAGGGGGAAUUGGCAAAGGUGGGGGUUUUGGUGUUGGAGGAGGCUUUGGGAAAGGCGGCGGUAUUGGAGGUGGAAUUGGCAAAGGUGGAGGACUUGGUGGUGGUGGAGGCUUUGGAAAAGGUGGUGGCAUUGGAGGUGGAAUCGGCAAAGGUGGAGGUCUUGGUGUUGGAGGAGGCUUUGGGAAAGGAGGUGGUAUUGGCGGUGGAAUCGGCAAAGGUGCAGGUUUAGGCGGUGGUAUUGGUAAAGGUGGAGGUUUUGGCGGUGGUAUUGGAGGAGGAUUUGGCAAAGGUGGUGGUAUUGGAGGAGGUUCUGGCAGUGGUAUUGGUGGAUUCGGCAAAGGAGGUGGCUUUGGAGGAGGUGUUGGUGGAGGAGUCGGAAGUGGUUUUGGUGGUGGACUUGGCGGCGGUGGCGGAGGAGGUGGUGGAAUUGGACAGUUGCACCAUUGACCAUCAUCGUUGUCGUUGAUGGUUGGAUCCAUGAACUUAUAGUCUAAUAUAUCAUUUUUAAUAAACUUGCAUUAUUCAUAAAUAGUCCUAUAUAUAUAAAAAAAAUUGUAUGAGUGGAGUGAAAAUAUUACUCUUUUAAAUAAUUAUGUUGAUUAUCAUAUUAAUGUAUGAAAUUUUCGGAUUUGGAUCCUCUCGA
Trifolium pratense (red clover) is the source of this 1579-nucleotide messenger RNA. Its product is annotated as glycine-rich cell wall structural protein-like. Lineage: Eukaryota; Viridiplantae; Streptophyta; Magnoliopsida; Fabales; Fabaceae. The transcript has a single exon. The coding region runs from base 265 to 1383 and encodes 372 amino acids. The record is from RefSeq and is a predicted model, not a curated record.